Molecule: messenger RNA, 370 nt
Organism: Apaloderma vittatum (bar-tailed trogon)
Lineage: Eukaryota; Metazoa; Chordata; Aves; Trogoniformes; Trogonidae
Product: ethylmalonyl-CoA decarboxylase-like
Exons: 2
Biological process (GO): fatty acid beta-oxidation
Cellular component (GO): cytosol
Molecular function (GO): enoyl-CoA hydratase activity
Source: RefSeq, a predicted model, not a curated record
UCCAGAAAUGGCUGUUUCUCUGUACAGGAACUUACUUCAGAGUACGAAGGAAAGGAUACUACAGCAGCGAAGGGUGUCACUGUAUAAUGAUGCUCAUGGCUAUGAGGAAGAAUUGAUAAAGAAGAAACUUCAGCAGUUUGCUGGUGGAUCCAUCAACCUAUCCAAAGAAGACGGUGGCAUUGGAAUACUUACUUUGAACAACCCAAAGCUUAUGAAUGCCUUUACAGGUACUAUGAUGCUAGAACUUGAGGAGAGGGUAACUGAACUGGAAGACUGGAAGGAUGGCAAAGGCCUUAUCAUCUGUGGUGCAGGAAACACCUUUUGCUCAGGAUCUGAUUUGAAUGCUGUCAAAGCAAUGUCCAAAUCCCAG